AUGACGCCGGGUCCAUUCAUCGCGCUGGCUGCAAUCUCCGCCGGGCCAAAAGCCGCGCCACCACGAGUCGCCAUCGGCAGCUCGGACUGCGCUAAUAGUACCCAGCAGCCUCUGCAGACUUGCUUCUCCCACGGAGGCAGCCGUCACCACCACUACAUUGAUAAACAUCCUUAG
Messenger RNA from Emiliania huxleyi CCMP1516, 174 nucleotides. RefSeq lists its product as hypothetical. The coding region runs from base 1 to 174 and encodes 57 amino acids. The transcript is spliced from 3 exons. Lineage: Eukaryota; Haptophyta; Isochrysidales; Noelaerhabdaceae. The record is from RefSeq and is a predicted model, not a curated record.